UGUGUUUUUAUUAUUUCUGACAAAGCACAAAUGUAUCAUUAAAAAGCUUUUUCUUUUGUUUUUUCACAGUUUUCUCCAUGAGUAUCCAGUCCGCGCGCAGCAGCACUUGAUCUCGGCGGGGAAGCGGAGAAAAGGAAGAUGACCAUUCACGUCGAGGGUCUCGUGGCUAUCGUGCUCUUCUAUGUCCUGAUUCUGUUUGUGGGGAUCUGGGCUGCGUGGAAGAAUAAGAACUCUGGAGUUGGCGAAGGCAUAGAUCGGAGCGAGAGUAUCAUGGUUGGGGGAAGGGACAUCGGCUUGUUCGUUGGUGGAUUUACGAUGACCGCCACUUGGGUGGGAGGGGGCUACAUUAAUGGAACAGCAGAAUAUGUCUACCUCCCAGGUUUCGGCCUGGCCUGGGCACAGGCACCCUUUGGUUAUGCUCUCAGCCUUGUAGUAGGGGGCCUUUUCUUUGCCAAACCCAUGCGAUCACGUGGAUAUGUGACCAUGCUGGAUCCCUUCCAGCAGCUAUAUGGAAAAAGGAUGGGUGGUCUGCUGUUCAUCCCUGCACUCAUGGGAGAAAUCUUCUGGUCUGCAGCCAUUUUGUCCGCUUUGGGUGCGACUCUCAGUGUGAUAGUGGAUAUAAAUAUCAACAUGUCUGUGGUGAUCUCAGCACUGAUAGCCAUCUUCUACACACUUGUUGGAGGACUUUACUCUGUUGCAUACACAGAUGUGGUCCAGCUCUUCUGUAUCUUUCUGGGUUUGUGGAUCAGUGUGCCUUUUGCUCUGUCCAAUCCUGCCGUGUCAGACAUCGGUGUUACAGCCAAGAAAACAAUCUAUCAAUCUCCUUGGCUCGGGAAGAUUGAGCCCGAAGACAAUUGGCUCUGGGCGGACAACUUCUUUUUGCUUAUGUUGGGGGGGAUUCCCUGGCAGGUCUAUUUUCAACGGGUUCUUUCUGCUUCUUCAGCUACCUACGCCCAGGUCCUUUCAUUCCUUGCUGCCUUCGGUUGCUUGGUCAUGGCUGUCCCCUCUGUCCUCAUAGGAGCUAUAGGGGCUUCCACUGACUGGAACCAAACUACAUAUGGUUCCCUCCCUCCAAAGGAUAAGGAUGAGUCAGACAUGAUCCUUCCUAUAGUGCUUCAGCACCUCUGCCCACCGUACAUCUCCUUCUUUGGUCUGGGGGCUGUGUCAGCUGCAGUCAUGUCAUCAGCAGACUCAUCCAUACUCUCAGCCAGCUCCAUGUUUGCCAGGAACAUUUAUCAGCUCGCGUUUCGGCAGUCGGCCUCAGAUCGGGAGAUUGUUUGGGUGAUGCGCCUCACCAUCUUUGUGUUCGGAGCUCUGGCCACUGCCAUGGCAUUGUUAACAGGAUCAGUAUACGGCCUUUGGUACCUGAGCUCUGAUCUGGUCUAUGUCAUCAUAUUCCCCCAACUUCUCAGUGUGCUGUUCGUUAAGGGCACCAACACCUAUGGUUCUGUGGCUGGUUAUAUCUUUGGUCUUCUGCUGCGCAUUGGUGGGGGGGAGCCCUACCUCAAACUACCUCCAUUCAUCUAUUACCCCGGCUGGGUGACCCAGGAGAAGGUCCAUCACCUCACUGGAGAUGUAGAGCACUUUAUCCAGCAGAGGUUCCCCUUCAAGUCUGUGUCCAUGGUGGCAUCCUUCUUGGCCAAUGUGUUUUUUUCUUACCUGACAAAGUAUCUAUUUGAAAGUGGUAUGCUGUCACAUAAGUACGACUUCCUGGAUGCUGUUGUUUCCAAGCACAGCAAGGAGAUAAUGGACAAGGCUACACUGGUAAGCAACCAUGAUAACAUAAUUCUUUCAGAGAUGGCUCCUGUCAGGCAGGUCUUGGGUGCCUCACUUGCUGGGACCUUUACCAACACGGAGGUCCUCAGUGAUGAUGGGGCAUCUAGUCCAGAGGCUUUUCACAAUGAAGAUUAGACAUUUAAGGCACAAAGUAAACUAGAACCAAGGAAUGUAAAGAAGAAGGAACAGUCAAAAGAGGCAUCAAUAUUCUUCAGGAAAAUUACUACUGCCACACUGGGAGCCAAAUCAACAGAGCAUCUGCUGUGGCUUUCAAGUGACUCCAAAAGUUUCUGACGGCAAUAUGGUGCCUCCUUCUUUUUUGAAAUUCCUUGCCUAGAAACAGCAAACAGACUCAAUCACCUGUGCAAAUCAUUCCACACUCAUUCUUGUGUUUUCUUAUCAUGACUCUGUGAAACUUUAACCAUUUUCAUUUAAGUGCUGCUAUAGUGAU
Molecule: messenger RNA, 2227 nt
Organism: Oreochromis aureus
Lineage: Eukaryota; Metazoa; Chordata; Actinopteri; Cichliformes; Cichlidae
Product: high-affinity choline transporter 1-like
Exons: 8
Coding region: 139-1911 (590 amino acids)
Biological process (GO): synaptic transmission, cholinergic; choline transport; transmembrane transport
Cellular component (GO): plasma membrane; perikaryon; dendrite
Molecular function (GO): choline:sodium symporter activity
Source: RefSeq, a predicted model, not a curated record